AGAGAAUUUAAAGACCUUUAUCAUGUUCUUUUUCAGGUUCAUGGAACCAUCACAGGUGUUGAUGUUGCAAUGAACACUCACCUCAAGAGUGUCAAAAUGACAAUCAAGAACAGGGAUCCUGUAAACCUAGAUCAGCUCAGUAUUCGAGGCAAUAAUAUCAGGUACUACAUCCUACCCGAAACUCUACCUCUAGAAAACCUACUCAUCGACGAGGGACCUAAGAAGAGGAUGAUGGGAGGUCGGGGAGGACGUGGUGGAGGUCGUGGAGACCGCGGUGGAUCCAGAGGAGGUCCCAGGGGAGGUCGUGGUAGGGGUAGAGGAGGUCCAAGAGGAGGUCGAGGACCUCCCCGCAGAUAAACUUGAUUUCUCUGAUCUCAGACACAAUGAUUAUGUUCAGUACCUUCUUUUGUCGAUUAUUUUAACAUCAGUGUUUUUUUUCAGA
Eurytemora carolleeae is the source of this 442-nucleotide messenger RNA. RefSeq names its product probable small nuclear ribonucleoprotein Sm D1. Lineage: Eukaryota; Metazoa; Arthropoda; Copepoda; Calanoida; Temoridae. The record is from RefSeq and is a predicted model, not a curated record. Gene Ontology annotation, molecular function: RNA binding. The annotation marks the transcript as partial. Gene Ontology annotation, biological process: spliceosomal snRNP assembly; RNA processing. The transcript has 2 exons. Gene Ontology annotation, cellular component: commitment complex; U2 snRNP; U4 snRNP.